Molecule: messenger RNA, 3279 nt
Organism: Lampris incognitus (smalleye Pacific opah)
Lineage: Eukaryota; Metazoa; Chordata; Actinopteri; Lampriformes; Lampridae
Gene: ctif
Product: CBP80/20-dependent translation initiation factor
Exons: 13
Coding region: 187-2229 (680 amino acids)
Biological process (GO): regulation of translational initiation
Cellular component (GO): cytosol
Molecular function (GO): translation activator activity; RNA binding; protein binding
Source: RefSeq, a predicted model, not a curated record
GGACGACCGAGCAGCACCCUUGCCGUCUCUCCCCUUCCUCCCCAGACAACUACACCCAUGUUACGGUGGACCUGAUCCCAGGGGUUGAUACCGGCUUCACCAGGAGAGUCCGAAUCUCAUAGUCUGGUUCCGCCCCUCCUUCCCUUCCCCUCUUCCCUGGCCACUGCCAUUACAGCGCUGCUCGCCAUGGAGAACUCAUCAGUGGCGUCUGCAUCCUCUGAGGCAGGAAGCUCACGCUCACAGGAGAUCGAAGAACUGGAGCGCUUCAUAGACAGCUAUAUCCUGGAAUACCAGGUGCAUGGACUGCUGGGGGAUAAGGCUGAUGGAGAGCUGGACGGAGACAAUGUCAACAAGGCCCCACAGUGGACUAAUGAAUGCAAUGACAAGAAAGAUGGGAGCUGGUCAUCGUCACGGGGAAGGGGCUCAUUGAAACCGGAUGAGUGGGAACAAAGCAGCAAUGGAAGUACAGGCUCCAGGCCCAGCUCGGGUUCCAGACCAGGCUCGGGCUCCCGCUCCUGCAGCAGGGGCCGAAAUAACCAGUUUAAGGGCCCUGCCAAGAAUAGGAACAGAGAAGGGUCCUUUGACAUCUUGGGGACGGACAUCUGGGCUGCCAACACUAUGGACUCACAUGGGGGUGCUGGCUGGGACGUGCAGCCAGAGAAGCUGGACUUCAGCCAGUUCCACAGGAAACAUUUCCGAGGCACUCCAAAGCACCUACCACACAUUGACAGAGAGGGGAUGAUUAAAAACAAGUUUGAAGACGAUGGUAUUGACAUGAACGACAUAGAGAGAUUCCUCCCCCACUUGCACCCAGCCUUCCCACCUCUGCCCAACGAGGCUGAGAUUGCACACACCAAAAAGCUCUUCCGACGCAGGAGAAACGACCGACGGAGACAGCAGCGAACACAGGGAGGAGGAGGAGGCGGCGUUGGUGGAGGAGGAAGGAAUCAGAAUCAACAACUACAACAGUCACCGCAGCACCAGAGGGAUCAAUCCCAACAACAAGCUCCAAACCAACAACAGCAGUAUAAUUCAUCAGAGCAGUUGGGAGAUUACAAAAACAACGGUGGUAAUGGCAGGGCCCCUCGUCAGCAUCAAGGAGGGCAGGGGCAGCGCCAAGGAGGCCCACCACACCAUGGGUAUGCCCAAAACCGCCGUUGGCAUCACAACCAAAAAGGACAGGGACCGGCAAACUCCAUGAGCGAUAAAGGAGUACCACCAAGAACCACCAAAGAGAAGGAGACUGAGAAUGUAAAAGCAGCUGAGGAGCAGAGCAAACCACCACAAGGGCCUAAAGACUUCAGCAGUAGGGGCCCAGCUGAAUCACCCAGAUCAUGGACAACAACCAGUCAAAAAAUCUGCCCAGAUGAGAUGGGUAAUCAGGAGUUUCCCAGCCCACCACAAAGUUGGAAGUCAAAUGAGGGCCAGUCGGAGCAGCCCAGAAUCAGUCUGCUGCAGUCGUCAAAGGAAAGGCUGAGGAGAAGACUGAAGGACAAGGAAGAAGCUUGUGUGGUGGCAGCAGGUGCUGGGCCCCAGCGCAUGGACCGACUAGUAGAACUACUCAACAGUAUGAGGAGUAACAGCAGUGGAGUGGAACAACAACUGGCCUCCUUCAUGGAGGAGGCACAGUGCUCAGCACGCUCUGAGGAAACUCUGGCCCAGGUUGUCAGUACUAUCUACUCUAAGGCUGUGUCGGACCGAAGCUUUGCCGCCACAGCUGCCAAGCUGUGUGACAAGAUGGCUCUGUUCAUGGUAGAAGGGACCAAGUUUCGAUCACUGCUCCUCAACAUGCUGCAGAAGGACUUCUCCCACCGAGAGGAGCUUCAGCAGUCAGAUGUGGAGAGGUGGCUGGGAUUCAUCACCUUCUUGUGUGAGGUGUUUGGUACCAUGAGGAGCAGUGCUGGGGAGCCUUUCAGGGUGCUUGUCUGUCCCAUUUAUACGUGCCUGCGAGAGCUGUUGGAGUCCACAGAUGUAAAGGAAGAUGCAGUCCUUUGUUGUUCUAUGGAGUUGCAGAGCACAGGGCAGCUCCUAGAGGAGCAGCUCCCAGAGAUGAUGACAGAUCUCCUAGCAGCCGCCAGGGACAAGAUGCUGUGUCCAGCCGAGUCUCAGCUGACCCGUUCUCUCCUCAUGGAGGUCAUUGAGCUUCAUGCCCACCACUGGACUCCACUUGAAGCACUCACUACCCAGUACUACAUCCGUACCAUACAGAAACUCACCACCACCGCCUAGUUGCAGAGAGGAGGUAGCCCCCAAUGCCCCUGGCAGUGAAUUUCACUUUUUUUCUGAGUGAUAAUGUGAUCCUGAAACCUCAUAUGCUCCAACAUGCUCUGGCCUCAGCUCUGCCUAACUGCUAUCCUGUCAUCGACUUUAAACCCCUGACCACCAAGCUUCAAGCCAUCAUGGAAUAUCUGCAAUAUAAUCAUCCACUACUUUGAGAUCACCACUACAGCCUCUAGGUCCAUCAACACUAAACCCAAAAACCCCGGUCAUAACAGAGCAACUUUCCCCUGUCUUCGAUCCAAAAUGCCCCUAGAGCCUUUGAGAUUUGUGUCACCUUUUUCAGGAGCAAUCUUAUAAUUUAGCAUCCAGACUAAAUUAAAAUCUCAUUAAAUGUCAUGGCAUUUUAAACGACUCCAUGUACACUCAUCCUCUGUUCAUCAUGGAAAAAAACAGGAAAGCUCUAACCUACCAAAUGUUAAUCAUAGGAAUACACAGAAAGUUGAAUCACUUCAUCUGCAGGUAUCCCAACCCCUGUAAACAGUGGUUGAAAAAAAGACCCAACUAACAAUUGUUUGUUUUUGUUUUGUUUAGUUGGGGUCGUUACAGUCGGGAUGUCAAUUGGAUGAGUGACAGGGCUGUCAAAAUUGCCCAAAAAUGACGUUCGAUUAUUCCUUCUAAAAAAAAAAACACAGGUUCGAACCCAUUUGAACAUAUUUUUGUGCGUUAUAUCCAUAAGAGGGCAAACUAAUACAACAAGAGACAUAACUACUUGUAUUGGUAUAUUUAUUUCAACGUAAACAUGUCUUUUAAAAGAUCUACAUACCUACACAUUACUAAAUAAACAAAUAAAAUACUGUCCUAUACCAUAAAACGUCCUGUGCCCUCAGGUUACUCAUGGUGGAAUGGUAAGCUAAAUGUAAGCUAACUGUAGCUUACACAGCUUGCAUACAACUUUAUCUCGAGGUUCCACAAUUUUUCCAUUUUCUGACCAAGAUCCGAAGUAUUUCCAAAUGGGGUGCUGCUUUUUUUCCACAAACGAAUAUUAAUUUUCACACUCGA